Molecule: messenger RNA, 1672 nt
Organism: Fusarium oxysporum Fo47
Lineage: Eukaryota; Fungi; Ascomycota; Sordariomycetes; Hypocreales; Nectriaceae
Product: transcription factor domain-containing protein
Exons: 6
Coding region: 1-1557 (518 amino acids)
Biological process (GO): DNA-templated transcription
Molecular function (GO): DNA binding; zinc ion binding
Source: RefSeq, a predicted model, not a curated record
AUGUCUCUAGGAGGUCGGUUAAGGUCCUCACAACGACAGCAGAGGCCGAUCCAAAAUGCUUGCGUGCACACUCUGUCACAAUCGAAGCGUCGUCGUGGGGGAGCUGCUCCUACGGCCCAACAACUUGACAACAGUCAAAGCCACAAUUACAGUAAUCAACAAAGCCAGGGCGUUUCGCAGUCAUCUGGGGCAGGCAUAGUAAUGCCGAUGGAACAUGCCUCAUAUCAGACCCCGUCUACGAGCCAAUCGACCACCUAUAUAGGUAGAGGCCACUACGUCACAGACGACGAUGAGAUAGAUGAGACGAGUGCUCGUGCCUUCGCGCCAGCAAAGAUAAAGAUAGGCCCCCAUGCAAGCACUCAAAGGGAAACAUUAGUUCUGUGGAAAGCUUUAGACAUACCGCCUCUUGCAGCGCGUCAAAGCCUGCUGAGUGCGUUCCUGGACUAUUGCAACUUAUGGACGCCUGUUCUGGAACCAAAAGAUAUUCACGAGCUUUCGUAUUUCGACCAAGAAACUACUUCAUUGCUAGUGGCUCAAUCUUUAUGGCUGGCCGGCAGUCGAGUCACAAAUUCACCUUCUGUGGUUGCCUUUGCAUCUUCGGACGACUUUUAUCACAGAGCCAAAGCAGUCUUCUGGUCUGGAGUAGAGACGGACGGGCUGUCUGCCAUCAAGGCCUCACUGAUGCUUCAAUGGUACAAUCCACAGGCUCCUGAGCAUAUUUCAUUUGACAAUAGUGGGUUUUGGCUCAAGAUUGGGGUCGGAAUCGCCCAUCAGAUUGGCCUGCAUAGAGAAUCCCCUCCAGGGUCGUCUAGGGCAAUACGACGGAGGCUGUGGUGGAGUUUGGUGGUUCGAGACUCACUCAUCUCCGUCGCGCAUGGCAGACCGCGAGUCAUUAAUCUCGAUGACAGCGAUGUGCAGCCUCCGAUACCGAGCGACUUCCCAGACUCGCAGUUCGCGUUCCAGCUAUUCUCGGCCUGGGUGGACAUAUGCCAAGUACUUGGAGACAUAUCAUCUUGCUGCAUAAGACGACACAUGUCACGAACAAAAAGGCUCUACAUUGAGAGCUCAUUGUACCGCUGGGCAACGAGUCUCUCCCAAGAGCUCCAAGUUGCACCCAGCAACCAGCCAACGCACAGCUAUCUUGCAAACAGUCACAACCUACCGGCACGUCAACUGUAUCUACCAUACUUCACUAGCUUAAUAGUGCUUUCCCGUAUGCAACCUGCGCACUCGGGAGGAUCGGUGACUGCGACGUUGGCUGCAUCGUUCGUCGCCCGCAUUUUUGAGGAUUUCCUGGCCAGAGACGAGAUCAAAGUCUUAGCACCGAUCAGCACUCGGUACUGCCUCAUUUCGAGCAUGGCGCUGGUCUCGGUCAUGCCUAAUAAGCGACUGUGGGAUGCUGUACAGCCGGAUCUGGAGAUACUCCAGCUUGCGCUCACAGAACUUUCAAAGCGUUGGCGGUCAGCAAUUGGGGCUUCCAGAGCUCUCCAAAAUGCCAUUAAUAAGAGGCGACAACAUGAUAGACCUUGGCUAUUGCCGCAUAUGGAGCACUCUUAGCCAGCAGAUGUCCUCCAGCCCGCUGGCUACCCAAGAGCAAAUUCCAGAGCCUAUACAACCACCCGGCAACGACGCGUUAGCGACCGACCCGUUCAUGGAUCCAGGGGAGGCGCUG